This is a messenger RNA of Octopus sinensis (East Asian common octopus), 2883 nucleotides long. Its product is annotated as G1/S-specific cyclin-E. Bases 675 to 1991 code for a protein of 438 amino acids. Gene Ontology annotation, molecular function: cyclin-dependent protein serine/threonine kinase regulator activity. Gene Ontology annotation, cellular component: centrosome; cyclin E1-CDK2 complex; cytoplasm. Lineage: Eukaryota; Metazoa; Mollusca; Cephalopoda; Octopoda; Octopodidae. Gene Ontology annotation, biological process: G1/S transition of mitotic cell cycle; regulation of cyclin-dependent protein serine/threonine kinase activity. The transcript has 11 exons. The record is from RefSeq and is a predicted model, not a curated record.
UUUUGUAUAAAAGUCGCGUAUUUUAAUACCGCUUAAUUUUCAAAACAAUUGCAAUUUAUUCUUUGAGUAAUUAGCUAUCGAACGACAUGCAACUUGCCGGGUAUUCAUGCUUUAUUUCUAAAAAAUCAAUUUUUCUAUCACACGUUCUCGCUAACACCAUCAAAUGUAAACUUGUCUGUUUAUGGAAUUAUUCAUCAACUUAAGAAACAUUUUGAUUGAAAAAAAGUUACAAAACCUCUCGAAUGACAUUCUAAGAUGAUUUUAUGGGUUAAAUCUAUCAUUUAGAAGUUAUUGAACACAUUUAAAAUCUAAGAAAAACGAAACUCCAAGCUGCCUUCAAUGACUCGGUUGUAUGUAUCGGAAUAAUUUGCAUCAUGUGUGAAGUACGGUGUCGACCAAACAUCAGAUUAUUGAAAGAUUGGAAUUUUUGUGAUAUUAAAUUAAUAUUUUUUGAUUUUCUGCAUUUUGAUAACCAUUUACAUGCGCAUUGAUAAGGUUGAAAUUGGCGGGACUAACUGUGAAUGCUGCCACGGUAGUUCUUUCAUUUCACUUCGGUCUACCAUCGGGUGCGGACAUGGCUUGCUGCUGUUAGCUUCACAUCUUCAAUUUGCAGCAACAACUUAGAAUAUCUUUAUUAUAAUUUAUAAAAGAUUUACCGCUGCUGCGGAUUGACUAUGCUCUGUAGAAGAUCAAAAGUUAAACCUGCCAUGAACAAUGUGUUAAAGGCUGAUAACAAAAAAAGAAAACCCCAAGAUACUUCUAAUGUGACUACAGCGGCUAACAAGAAAAAGCGAAGAUAUCAAAUAAAGAAUCAAUGGUUAUCGAUAAUAGAUAAACCUAUGGUUGCCACUUGUUCCAUUGUCCCUGCACCCGAAGAUCCUGGUUCAACAGCAAGUACCAGUAGACAUUCCACCCAACCAGAAUUAGUUGGCGGCUCUCAUUUUCGUUUUCAAAAUUUUCUUGUAACUCCAAACAAUGCAAAACAUUCGCCCCUUCCUAAACUCAGCUGGGCUGAUUCCCAUGAAGUUUGGCAGGUUAUGUUGGAAAAGGAACACAGUUAUACUAAAGAUCCAUGUAUGCUGGAUCGACAUCCCUCUUUACAGUCCAAGAUGAGGGCAAUUUUAUUAGAUUGGCUUAUUGAGGUGUGUGAAGUAUAUAAGUUACAUCGAGAGACCUACUAUUUAUCACUCGAUUUUAUAGAUCGUUAUUUGUCAAAAGAAAAGUGUGUGAUUAAACAUCAACUUCAACUUAUAGGAAUCACUUCACUGUUUAUUGCAGCCAAGUUAGAGGAAAUUUAUCCUCCAAAACUUUCCGAUUUUGCUUAUGUCACUGAUGGUGCUUGUUCUGAUGCAGAAAUCUUGAACCAAGAACUAGUUAUGCUAAAGGUGCUGAGUUGGGACUUGUCUCCGAUGACAGUGACUGCUUGGUUAAAUGUCUACCUUCAACUUGUUAAUGUUGAUAAAAUAGCCGAAGAUGGUUUUGACUUCCCACAAUAUUCCUCAAAUGUUUAUAUUCAAAUAGCACGGUUAAUAGAUUUGUGUAUGUUAGACAUUUCUUGUCUGCGCUUUACAAGCAGUGUGAUAGCAUCCUCAGCCUUGUAUCAUAUGGCUUCCAAGUCUGUAGCAUUAGCAGUGUCAGGAUUAUCCAUGACCGAUUUGCUUCCCUGUAUACAAUGGAUGAACCCCUAUGCUAUUACACUUCGCGAGGCAGGUCCAGUAGAACUGAAGUUUUUUCCAAUGGUGCAUAUUGAUGAUAGUCACAAUGUUCAGACACAUGCUGUUGAUCUAGAUUUGUUGGAAAAGGCCCAUUUAAAAGAAGCUGAACUGAAAUCAACGAUGCAAUAUGAUACGGAGUCCUGUUCAGAAGCUGUAUUGUUAACCCCUCCACAAAGUGAUAAGAAAGAAGUGUCGACUGAUGCGCUAAUGUCAUUAUUGUCCACUCCUGACAGAUCCUUAUCAGAAGUCACAUCAACAUCAUCAUCAUCUCCUUGAUCACAUAGGGCAGUCACCUGACUACACAUUACAUGUUACCUUUCUCUUUAAUUUGGCGGUGCUUGCUCAUAAGUUUGGCUGUGCACUGCUACUGAAGACCUGGCUGAGGCUAUUGCAGAUAAUCCUUGGAUUAUAUACAGCAGUUCUAAACCUGACAGUGUGCUAGCACCUUGGCCUGUCCUUCACUCGUCCUGUCUUGGAUCAUUACUACUAUUCCCUGUUACCAUACCUGAUGCAUUGCAAACAUGUGACGGAUUUUUUUUGUACUCCUGAUGGAAUGAAUAGCCUCGUAUUUAUUUCCUCUGGACAACUCAAAAGUCUUUGUCCUUCCCCGUACCAAAUUUAUAGUUUUUGCUGAUUUCCAUCUUAAAGAGAACCCAAUGCAUGAAUGUUAACCCCCCCCUUCCACCCCACUCUUUCUGUGACCAAAAAAGGGACAGUUGAACAUUUGAGAAUUAUUUCUACCUACAUCACAAGUUUGUGGUUCAUUAUAUGAAAUUUAGUUGGAUUCAUUUACACAUUGCAGACAUGGCAAUGUCAGGUGAAUUCCAUCCUUUUUGUAAAUAUGUUUGUACAUACUUCAGUUACCUGGAUGGCUUUGACAUUCAGGUAAUGACUGUAAAUAGGGUUAUUUUCAAAGCAUCACAUUAUUUAAAACAACAAAAAAAAGUCUAUUGAAAAAACAAACAAAAAUAAAACCUAGUAUUUUGCCUGCUCUUUACUGCCAUUAUUCUCUGAAUAUAUCAGUAACUCCUAUGUGCAAAGCAGCCUGGUGUUGGCUGAUGCCCUCCUGAGGACUUUAAAAUAGCAAGUGCUGUGAGGGGUGGGUGGGUGGGUAGAUAAGUGUAUAAAGUGACAUGCACUGUAAAUAAAAUAUUUAAAUUAAAAAAAA